Messenger RNA from Perca fluviatilis (European perch), 1073 nucleotides. Its product is annotated as dnaJ homolog subfamily C member 5-like. The record is from RefSeq and is a predicted model, not a curated record. The coding region runs from base 239 to 832 and encodes 197 amino acids. The transcript has 5 exons. Lineage: Eukaryota; Metazoa; Chordata; Actinopteri; Perciformes; Percidae.
CCCCUCUCUGUCUCACCUGCUGUGACUCACCUGCUGUGACUCAAAGCGUCCAUCGGAGCGUCCCGGUGAAACCCGAGCUGGCGUGGCGGCUCGUGGUCACCGGAGCCGAGCAGCUGUUGAAUGAUUGAUGGCCGACAGACACCGAUCCUAAAAAGACCUGAGCAGGUAGAGGACAGUUAGACAGUGCUCUGAGGCUCCAACAGGCAGGUAACACCAGCAGGCAGGUGAUGCUGUCAGGAUGUCUGACGGGAGGCAGCGAACAUUGUCCACAUCUGGAGAGUCUCUGUACCAGAUCCUGGGUCUACAGAAAGGCUGUUGCCAUGACGACAUCAAGAAGUCCUACAGGAAGCUGGCGUUGCGGUUCCACCCCGAUAAGAACCCUGAUAACCCCGAGGCAGCGGAGAAGUUUAAGGAGCUGAACAGCGCCCACGCCGUUCUGUCGGACCUCACCAAGAGGAACAUCUACGACUCGUACGGCUCUCUGGGGCUCUACGUGGCUCAGCAGUUCGGAGAGGACAACGUCAACGCAUACUUCAUGCUGUCCACCUGGUGGGCCAAGGGUCUGUUCUUUGUCUGCGGCGUGCUGACCGGCUGCUACUGCUGCUGCUGUCUCUGCUGCUGCUGUAACUGCUGUUUUGGGAAGCUGAAGCCGACGCCGCCGGGGGAGGGGGGGGGGCCGGACUACGUCUCCCCCGACGACCUGGAGGAGGAGAUACGCAACGACCCCGACGACGAUGUUGAAACUCCGAUCGUUCAGCAGCCGACGAACGCCAGCGAGAAAACUCAGCUGAUCACCGACGGCCACCGCAGAUACGGAGACACCUACACAUGAAACAGGAAACAGGAAACAGGAAACAGGAAACAGGAAACAGAAAAAUGCGUAUGAAAUCAAAAGUGAAUUGGAAUUCAUGUUGAAGCAACAGUCCUCAUCUUCCUCUGAUAAACACAUAAUAACUUUAUCUUCUAUAUAAUGUAGAAAGACAGACAGACAGACACAAAGAAAGACAGACAGACAGAGACAGACAGACACAGGCACAGACACAGACAGACAGACGGAGACAGACAGACAGACA